AGUCACACAGGCCCGGUCCUCAGAAUAAUGGCCGGGGGUCCUUCCUUGACCUGGACGCACUGUGAUGACGUUGUGAACCGUGUGUACCGUACAUAUCGAAGUUUCCUGCGCCCAGUUAGGUGGGCGCUCGCGGCGCGCAAGCGCCUCGCCCCCUUCAUUGUUCUAGGCCCAGAGACCGCAGAAGCUGGGGAGCGCGCACGAUUCAGCUGUUCUGCAGCCAAGAACACGCUGUCUCCACCGUCAAGUUCCAAGAUAUCCCGCCUGGUAGAGGGAGUGGCGUCAGCAAUGCUUCCGCCGCGGGGUGACGUGACUGCCUUAUUCCUCGGGCCUCCGGGCUCGGGAAAGUCCUCGCUAAUUGCAGCGCUUUGCGACAAGAAUGUGGAGACGGUAGAGAUCCCCGAAGGACGGCCGGACUCUGGGAUCCCUAGUUUGAGAGCUGCGGGCCCAGGUCUUUUCCUGGGUGAACUGAGCUGCCCACCCGCGGUGCCGGGGCCCUGGGCGGCGGAGGCCAAUGUGCUGGUAUUGGUGCUACCCGGGCACGAGGGGAACGGGGAGCUCUUGGACCCAGCAUUGGCAGAGGCAGCGCGGGCCGCCCUAGCCCGAGGGACCCCGCUGCUUGCUGUGCGGAACCUCCGCCAUGGGGAUUCGCAGAAUGAUGCCCGGGCUCAGACAGCAGCCUUGCUGAACAGCGCCGGGUUAGGAGCGGCCACUCUCUUUGUGCUGCCGGCAGAGUGCUGCAGCAGCGAUUGCUGGGAGGAGCUAGAACGCCUGCGGGUGGCACUGCGGAGCCAGGCGGAGGCGCUGCAGAGGCUCCUGCCACCAGCCCAGGAUGGUUUUGAGGUGCUGGGCGCAGCUGAGCUGGAGGCUGUGCGGGAGGCCUUUGAGACUGGUGGCCUUGAGGCAGCUUUGUCUUGGGUGCGCUCAGGCCUGGAGCGCCUGGGCAGCGCAAGACUGGACCUGGCAGUGACUGGCACAACUGACAUAGGCCUUGUGCUGAACAUGCUACUUGGGUUGGAUCCCAACGACCCUGGUGCAGUGCCUGCUUCUGUACCCACAGUGCCCACCCCCUUCCCAGCACCAGAGCGCCCAAAUGUAGUGCUCUGGACUGUGCCUCUGGGUCCCAUGGGCACUUCCCCUGCUGCUGCCCCUCACCCCACCCACUAUGAUGGCCUCAUCCUCGUCACUCUCGGGGCCCCUACUGAGAAGGACUGGGCCCAGGUCCGCUCCUUGGUGGUACCAGAUGGGCCCCUCGUCUGCGUGCGAACAGAUGGUGAGGGCGAGGAUCCAGAGUCUCUGGAAGAGGAAAAAUUAAAGCCCAGGGAUGCAGACUUACAGAAGAAAGGCGAAGGGGGAUUGGAGAAUGCACCCAGCGACCCAAAGGAAAAACCUGGCACUGGAUCUCAGAAAGCAGGUGGGGAAGAUUCAGAGAAGGCUGGCAGCGAAGGUGCCGGCUUCAAGAAACCAGGCAGUGGGGACUCAGGGGGCACUGGUGCUUUGAGUCCGGAGGACGAGACGUGGGAAGUGCUGGAGGAGGCUCCCCCACCAGUGUUUCCCCUGCGGCCUGGUGGACUCCCCGCGCUGUGCGAAUGGCUGCAGCGUGGGCUUCCGCCAGCCCAGGCUGGGGCACUGCUGCUGGCGCUGCCCCCCACCUCUCCAGGCGCUGCCCGCAGAAAGGCUGCAGCGCUGCGUGCUGGGGCGUGGAGGCCGGCUCUGUUGGCUAGUUUGGCGGCGGCAGCAGCCCCUGUACCAGGGCUAGGCUGGGCGUGCGACGUGGCACUUCUCCGAGGACAGCUGGCUGAGUGGCGGCGGGCUCUGGGGCUUGAACCUGGGGCCCUGGCACGACGUGAGCGUGCCCUGGGCCUGGCUCCUGGGGAGCUGGCCGCCCGUACUCACUUCCCAGGCCCAGUGACACGUGCAGAGGUGGAAGCAAGACUGGGUGCCUGGGCCGGUGAGGGCACUGCUGGUGGCGCAGCGCUGGGUGCACUGUCCUUCCUGUGGCCUGCGGGUGGCGCAGCUGCGACUGGUGGUCUGGGCUACCGCGCAGCCCAUGGUGUCCUGCUGCAGGCACUAGAAGAGAUGCAGGCAGAUGCGGAGGCCGUGCUGGCGCCCCCUGAGCCCACCCAGUGAGGGAUGGGAUGGGAGCCAGGGCUUCUGGGGCUGCGAAACCCAAGCUCUGAUAGAUUGGGGGGGGUGUCUAGUACUCGGAAUUCUGGGGGUUUGGGGAUGCAGGUUCUGAUUUCUACUCAUCUGGAUUUGUGUAGGGGAAUAGAGUCUAGGGGGCAGGACUCCUGAUUUCUCUGUAGACCAGGGAGUAGGCCAUCCAGACCCUUGUCCUGAAGGGAGUUGGGGACCUGGAGUCCUAGAAGCAGGGUGCAUCUUGGUCUCCAACUGGAGUUUUGGGGCCUCACCAGGGAAGUAAGGCUAGAAUGCCUUGAUUCCUAACAGGGGAGAUCUUGGGCUCCAUAUUGGGAAAGUAGGUCUGGGUUUUCCAGAAGCCAGAACCCUUGAAUCUGGCCUUCAAAGGGAAACAAGAUCUGCUUCCUUGAAGGAAAAGGCCUAUACACAGCCUCCCAGGAUGCCGAGGGACAGUGGCUUUGAAUCUUCUGUGGGGUGGGAUUUGUGUGUCUGAGGUCUCAGGUUCCUGAUUUGCAGGGGCUGUGGGCCUUAGUUGCUAAUUCUUGGAUGAUUGAAGGGCUAAAUAUGGAAAAGGGAACAGGGAGCCUACAGGAGACAGUCCAAGACUCCAUGGUCUUUUGGAAGUGAAUGGGUGUCUUGUAUUUUGUUCUCCAAGGGUCUAGUGUAGGAAGAAUGAUCCCAGAAAAGUAGCAAGUGGGCAAGAGGUAUGUGCAUGGUGGGCUCUGGGGUAGCCUGAGUUCUAGGUGUGGCAGAGCAGGAACCUCUACUUCAGACAUACCUCUCACCUCUCCCUAAUAUACUUGGAUCCUGGCAGCUGCUCCCAGGAAUUUGGGAAGGGGUACGCCUACCCAUUGUCUAGGUGCUUGGUGAUUCAGGGUGUCUCCAGGGUAGGUGUACCUCUGUCUUUCCUUUACGGUUCUAUUACCUUUUUUGUUCAUUUGGUUUCGGUCUUGCUUUCUUCUGUCAUAAUAGCCUUAACCCUUUUUUGCUUUGGCGUUUUGUGCACCUGGUUUUUAGAGAAGCAGCUGUACUGCUGCACUAGUCCAAACAUUUUUGUGUGGCCUUCUCGGAUAUUCCUAAGAGACUCUGCCUUCUGGUGUACACAGAGGGUGCUGCAGCCAGUAGCAUUGCCACAGAACGGCUGUGCAGGUAGGUAGUCCAGAUGGUGAGAAUAUGUCAGGGGUGAGGCAAAGGCAGAAACUGCAGUGCCUGCGUGCCUGCGUGUUUUAAGCUAACUAUGUGUAGGCAGGAAACCUGAAAUUAUAAAGUGUCAAAAAACAAAGGGAGGAUCUAACAGAUGGGAAGAGCAAGUCCAGAGGGCAGGCAAGAGGCCCAAUAGCCCUAGGACGGCUUCGUGUGGUCUGGUUCCUGCCUCUUCUCAUUCUUUGCCCUAUCCCAUUCCCAAUGAGCCUGAUAGGUUCUUCAGAUAGAGUAGAAUCUUGAGUCCUGCCUCAGGACCUUUGCACUUGUUAUUUCCCCCUGUAAUACACUGUUUCCAUAUCUUCCCAUGAUUGGCUCCUUGUCCAUCAGGUCUCUACUCAGAUGUCCCCUCAGAAAGGCCUUCCUGACCACCCUAACUGAUGUAUUUUGCACAUCCUCACUACUGGUUCUGGCCAGUUGAUUUACCUUGUAGCAAAUAUCACUAUAAAAAUGACCUUAUUUAUUUAUUUAUUUAUUAUUUACCUGCUUAUUGGCUAUUACCUCUUUGCUUUUCUUGUUCUCUGGUAUGUACUCAAUACCUAGAACAGUAUCUGGCACACAGUAGGUGUUUAGUAAGUAAUAUUUUUAGAUUCACAGAUCAGUAGCAGAAUUAGGGUAAAAUUGAGGGCCGGAGAUAGAGCAGUUGGUAGAGUGCUUGCCUUGCAUGCACAGGGCCCUGGGUUCAGUCCCCAGCACCACACACCAAAAAAAUGAAAUAAGAAGUAGGGUAACAUUUACAGUUUUGGCCUCCCAGAAAGGAGAGAGGAACAAGAUGGAGAGAAGCAAGCAUGGUUACGCCACUCACUCUGUCACUUGGAUCUGUGCCUUAUUUUCCCAUCUGUGAAAUGAAAGGGCUGGAUGAGAACCAUGAAUGCAUCCGAGAUCCUAUUUUCCUGGACAGCUGAAAAUAAGGGUUACUGAUCUAAGGGACAGAUAGCUGGGGGACAGUACCCCCAUCUUCUGCUUAAUCUUACCACUGGUACAAAUUGUCCCACCAAAGUCAAAUGGCCAUGAUUGACUUGGUGCUAAAUGGCUCUAGGCUUCGUGUACAGAACUCACUCAGCCUUAGAAAGAUUGAUUUUAAUAUAUUUUGAUUAAUCCAAUGUCCCCCAAAUAUUAUCAUUUCAACACAUAAUAUGUUAAAGGUAGUAAUGAGAUAGUUUACAUUCAUUUAGUUCAGGAUCCAUUUUUGUAUUUUAAACCUAGAGCAUCUCAAUUCAGAUAAUAAAUUUUUAUUAGAAAAGUUUGACCUCUUUAAAUUUCAUAAAAUUCAGGCUGGGCACAGUGGUACAUACCUGUAAUCCCAGCUACUCAGGAGGCUGAGGCAGGAGGAUUGCAAGAAGGCCAGCCUCAGCUAUUAUAUGAGACCCUACAUCAAAGAAGGUAAAGAGCUGGGAGUUUAGCUUGGUAGAAUGCCCUGGGGUUCAAUCCCGAGUAUUGAAAAAAGUAAAAUUCAUAGGUGACAUAGAUUCAUAUACCCAAGAUCAAAUUAUAUUUAAUACUUCUUUGAUAACUGAGAUGAGUGUUAAAAGUAAAUAAAAUUAGGAGCUAGGAUUGUGGCUCGGUGGUAGAUCACUUGCCUGGAUGUGUGAGGCACUGAGUUCAAUCCUCAGCACCACAUAAAAACAAAUAAAAUAAAGAUAUUAUGUCCAUCUACAACUAAAAAAAAAAAUUAAGUAAAUAAAAUUAAAAAUUCCAUUUCUCAGCUUCAUUACCACAUUUCAAGGGCUCAGUAGCCACUUGUGGUUAGUGACUACAAUGUUGACCAGUAUCAAUAUAGAACAUUUUUGUGACUACAGGAAACUUACUAGCAUAGCUGUAGGGUGAGACAGGCCUGCUGAUUUUGGGCGUGAUCUUGGGGAAGUCAUUCAGCAAAUGGCAUCUACCUCAUACAGGUUAUGAGAGUUUCCUGUAUGGAUAUACGUGUAAGUGUGUGUGCAGCAUGCUACAGACCCUCCUGAGAGGGUGGCCUGGGAGCUCAGUCCUCUUGCUUUUGCCCACACAUCUUCAUUCCUGAGCAGCAUGAAAAUGUCUCUAGCUUAGGCACCUGUCACCCCCAAGCCUUUGCUCAGAUUGUCUUGUAGACAACUCUGUUCUGUGCUUUGUUGCUUUUAUUCCCUGUGCCCUAGUGCCAGAGAGGAUAUCAAAGAAAACAAGACAAUUUGUGUGUGUGUGUGUGUGUGUGUUGAGUGCCAGUUACAUUUAUAUAGUUGUAUGUUGGCACCUUUGGGUUUCAUUGCUUCUGUUUUCGGUGCUUGCUUCUACGAUUUUGGGUCCCCCUGCCCCUGGGGGAUUGAACCUAGGACCUCAGAUCCUGGGUUCUGCUGGGUAAGUGCUCUACCACUGACCUACAUCCCCAGCCCUGGUGGCCUUUAAUCAUGACUUGAUGGAUUCAGUUUAGGAAUUGCAGAGUCAUAAGGUUGUGUGAGUGAGGUAUCUGUCCCUGGGAGCAUCCAAGGAGGAAAGGCUAAAAUUCCCUGUGGACAGAUCACAGACUGCCAUGGGAUGGGUCUAAUGUGGCAUCCCAGGGCUGGGAGACCUGGGAAUGUGUGAUGUACCUUGGUGUUGCCAUUGCCAAAGCAGAAAAGACCCCCAAAACAUGGGAGAAUGAAUGAGACACCCUCAUCACCGUAGCAGAGCUUUGCAUUUCUGGGUCAUGGUGGGGCUUGUGUCCAUUGCAGUGGGGAACCAGGAAGGACAAAUCAAGGGUAUGGUGACCUAUGGUGUUUUUUGGAGGAAUGAAUAAAAAUGUGUAGAAAUCCUAUUGUGUGUUCUUUGGGGGUUUGAGUGGGGGAAAUGCUGAGCCUCCUGACUAGGCUGGGAGCCUGGACUCCUGGGGCCGAGGGUAGGGGAAAGAUGAUGGGGAAUCUGUCCAGAGAACAAUUCCUUAGGCUCUGAUUAGAAGCUUUUAUCUGCAGGAUCUGAGUUUCGCUGUCCUGGAAGGUGACUGUUAGGACCUUAAAGGUUUGUGAUGGUCAAGCACAUUUACUCCAGACCAGCAUGUCACAUUAAUGUCCCCAGUUUGUUCAGCCUCUCUGUAGCGUGGCCUUGGAUUGUCCUCUCUUGUCUCAUCCACUGGGGCAACAGCAAAUUUGAUGCAAGAAGAGAUUUUAAAAGUGCUCAUGCAUCUUGACUUCCUUCUGCUGUCCCUGGGACCCCUGCCCCCAUUGCCAAAUUAAGAAGCCUAGGCUCACUUGCUAGGUAAUGAAGACACAUGUAGCCCAGUUGUCCUUGGCACCUCAACUCAGCCAGCCAACACUCAGAAACACAUCUGCCUAAUCAACUGGCAGCUGAGACCAGCAGAAGAAUCGCCCAGCUGGUCCCUGACCGAUUCACCGAUACACAGAAUAAUGAGCUAAAUAAAAGUUGAUUGUUAUAAACUACAGAAUUUUGGAGUGGUUUGUUAUGCAAUGAAAGCCAACAGUCAAACUC
Messenger RNA from Ictidomys tridecemlineatus (thirteen-lined ground squirrel), 6768 nucleotides. RefSeq names its product immunity related GTPase Q (gene Irgq). The record is from RefSeq and is a predicted model, not a curated record. NCBI's taxonomy places the organism in Eukaryota, Metazoa, Chordata, Mammalia, Rodentia, Sciuridae. Gene Ontology annotation, molecular function: GTP binding.